Drosophila simulans is the source of this 632-nucleotide messenger RNA. RefSeq lists its product as uncharacterized. The transcript is spliced from 4 exons. Lineage: Eukaryota; Metazoa; Arthropoda; Insecta; Diptera; Drosophilidae. Bases 251 to 559 code for a protein of 102 amino acids. The record is from RefSeq and is a predicted model, not a curated record.
UGGGGGCAUGGCUCUGUGUGUAAGGGUGUGUGUGUGUGAUUUACAGUUGCGCUGAUUGCAAGGAUAAUGCCAAAGUACUCGCCGCUCUGGCAGGAAGUCUCUGGCGCGCUUUCAUUCCUCGGUAGCCAAGCAAGUCGCUGCCAAAGCGGAUGUUAACUUAAAGGCACAGACAAACACACCUACACGGCCACCAGGACCCAUUGCGGCACACAUAUGCCAAACUGAACUCUAUGAUGACCAAAGGACACGUAUGGGCACCGCCUCCUGGACAGAAAGGGGAGAGUUCCGGUCCUGGGAGACCGGAGGCCGAGGCAGGACGCUACUACAUCGCGUGUUUGUCCCAGCUCACAUGCACAUAGAUACAUACAUCUGGAUGUAUUUGUGGCGGGACGAGGGGAUCGGCAAACAAUUGGAUGCUGUGGGUGAAAGUUGGCGUUGGUAUUUUGCACAUCACGGAGUACAGAGCACCACUGUAUUAAGAAGUUGCAGAGUUGCAUUAACAGUAAUUGUAUUUCCUAGAGCACCCAAGUACAGUACGUCAAUACCCAAACCUUCCUAAGUAUUAAACGAAAAGUAACCUUCAAGCAAGCCUAAUACUUUUACAUCAUUAUAUUCUAAAUCGAAUAAAUUAU